GAUAUCACCUGUACACUCCACACGCCUUUCACGCAAUCAAAGGUCGGAGAGUCUGUUCCAGCUUCUGAAGGCAGUAUGAAGGUGUACAUUACGCUCUGCCUGAGCGUGUAUUUAUGCAAAGCUCUGGUGGAGAGUGACCCUGAUGCAAUCCUCGAGGACAAAGAUGUUCUAGUGCUGACAAAAAGCAAUUUCGAAUGGGCUCUUAAACAGCACAAGCAGCUAUUGGUCCAUUUCUAUGCGCCUGUUUCCGGCCAGUCCCUUGGCUCCAUCCUUGAGUUUAGAGAAGCAGCCGGUGCGCUGAAGCAAGCAGAGUCUGAUGUGAGACUGGGAGGAGUGGAUGUGAAAAAGGAAAAAGAUCUUGCUGCCUCCCUUAAUGUCACAGCAAUACCAUCACUACGGCUGUACCUGUCUGGAAACAAGAAUAAUCCAGUGUACUGUCCAGAUCUUAAGAGCUCUGCCACAAUCCUGACAUGGCUUAAAAGAAGAAAAGGGCUGAGCGCUGAUAUCAUCAGUAAUCUCACACAGUUGGAAAAAUUCGUAGGAGAAGAGGAGCUUGUGGUGCUUGGUUUAUUUAAGGAUCUUGAGGAAGGCAUGGUGAAAGUGUUUUAUGAAACAGCCGCUGACAUCGCAGACCUGCCCUUUGGAGUCACAGGAAAUGAUGAGAUCUUCAGCAAGUAUGAGAUCAGUGGAGAUACCGUUCUCCUCAUCAGAAAGUCUAAACCUGACGAGCAGUUUGAGAUGGGAAGCGGCACGGUGAAGACGGAUCUUGUUCAGUUUAUCAGACUGUAUGAGAUGGAACUUGUGACCGAGUACAAUGGCGAGACAGCAUCCAAGAUCCUGAACUCAGUGGUGCUGAACCAUUUCCUUCUGUUUAUUAAUAAGACUGAGGAAGGAUUUGAAGAGAUAUACCUUGCUUUUAAAACCACUGCGGAAAAACUCAGAGGGAAGGUUCUGUUUGUGAUGAUUGAUGUGAUUGAGCCACGGAAUGGCCGUGUUAUGGAGUAUUUCCGUGUGAGAUCAGAAGAAGUGCCUCAGAUCCGUAUGGUCAAUUUAUCAGACCACGUUCAAUACCAGCUGCCAUCUGAUAAGUUUGACACACAGACUCUUUUAGAGUUCUGCCUAAAGUACCUGGAUGGGAAAGCAAAGCCUAAACUGCAGAGCGAGUCAAUUCCUGAAAACUGGGACACACAGCCAGUGAAAGAGCUGGUCGGGAUGAACUUUGAAUUGGUGGCCUUCAACCAUAACAAAAACGUCAUUGUCUUGUUCUAUGCACCUUGGAGCAGCGAAAGUCAUGCUCUGUUUCCAUUGUGGGAAGAGCUUGCUGAACACUUUCGUGAAAAUGAAGAUGUUGUUGUUGCCAAGAUUGAUGUUACUGCAAAUGAUGUAAACAUUCAUCUAAGGGAAAAAUACCCAUCCAUCAAAUUCUUUCCUGCUGUUUAUUCAGAAAGGGUUGUGCCAUAUUCUGGCAAGAGGAAGCUGAAGCCUAUUGUAACAUUUAUGAAAAAAGAGAUUGAAAAAGCCAAAACGGACAAAGCCAAGGAGGAGGAACGGAGGAAGAAAUAUCUGAAUGAACAGAAGGCUGCUGUGAAAGAGGAACUCUGAUCACUCACUGUAAUCACAAGAACUAAAGCAGUUUUAUUGAUUUCUUCAAAACUACCAUUAACUCUUUCCAAUAUAUUAUUUUUUUGUAAUCAUGAAUGUAACAAGUAGUAUUUUCCAUAUGUACAUGUGUGAAAUCAAGACGCUAUAGUUAUAGCGCUGGCUGGAUACCCACUGAUACCAUGUUUAGGAUAUUAUUUUUCUGUACAGCAUAAGCCACUACAAUCUACUUUUAAAAGACAAUUGACACACACACACACUUAAUUUUCACUAGAGGGAGCCUCUGUUCCAAAGUGCUGCCUACACCCUAAACUGAUCAUUGGAACUUCAUAUUAACAUUAAAACAACUUUCAGGUCUCUGAGUGCUAUAUGUUGUAAUAUGAUCUUUUUCAAAGCACAUAUGGAAUCUAGUCAAGGAAUAUGACUGGUCAAAUUACUCUGUUCUUUAUCAAGAGAAAAACAUAUACACAAACAGACGUGGGAGUUUAACGUUUUUUGGUUUGAAUAUCGUUACACCACUAGUCAAUACAGCUAAAGAAACACAAAUUAUGUAGCCACAGUAAGAGAAAAUUUUUCAUGUAGAAUGAUGACAGUUCAUUUGUUUAAUAAAACGACAACUGAAUGAGAA
Molecule: messenger RNA, 2227 nt
Organism: Carassius gibelio (silver crucian carp)
Lineage: Eukaryota; Metazoa; Chordata; Actinopteri; Cypriniformes; Cyprinidae
Exons: 11
Coding region: 76-1602 (508 amino acids)
Biological process (GO): response to endoplasmic reticulum stress; protein folding
Cellular component (GO): endoplasmic reticulum
Source: RefSeq, a predicted model, not a curated record